Pseudocercospora fijiensis CIRAD86 is the source of this 7438-nucleotide messenger RNA. RefSeq lists its product as uncharacterized. The record is from RefSeq and is a predicted model, not a curated record. Gene Ontology annotation, molecular function: fatty acid synthase activity; phosphopantetheine binding; 3-oxoacyl-[acyl-carrier-protein] synthase activity. NCBI's taxonomy places the organism in Eukaryota, Fungi, Ascomycota, Dothideomycetes, Mycosphaerellales, Mycosphaerellaceae. Bases 252 to 6890 code for a protein of 2212 amino acids. Gene Ontology annotation, biological process: secondary metabolite biosynthetic process; fatty acid biosynthetic process. The transcript has a single exon.
CCUUUUUCAUCUUUCAUCUUAUACACCAUCUGCUGUUACCCACCGCCACAGUCCAUCUCCUCUAAUCGAAGUCCUUCGCCCGAAGACUCCUCCAUACAAACACCAACCCCGUGACUAGCCACCACGGUCGUGUCGAGAAAGUCUCCUGCUCAAUCGAACUCUCAGCAACUCGACCACGGAUCAGCUUGAUACAUAAAUCACCUAAUCAUCGAAUCCCGAACAAUAACGAUCGAAUCACGAACUUCGCGAACAUGUCGAACAUCUUACUCUUCGGCGAUCAGACCGCCGAGCAAUACCCUCUCCUGAGAAAGGUAGCUCUUCACAAGGACAACGUUCUGGUUCACAACUUUGUACAGCGCUGUGCACUUGCUCUCCGCGAGGAAGCACGCGCUCUGCCACGCACCCAGCGAGUGUUGAUUCCGGAUUUCCUUACUCUCAACAACCUGAUCGAAGCCUACUACCAGAAGGGUGACAAGCUUCCAGCGCUCGAGUCGGCUUUGGUGACAAUCGCUCAGCUUGGGCAUUACAUUGGAUACUUCUCUGAGCACCCAAGCGAGCUUCCAGCUGCCUCGAACACCCGUGUGCUCGGUCUUUGCACUGGUCUCCUUGCAGCCGCUGCAGUAGUCUCAUCCAAGACCAUUGAUGAACUCGUGGGUCUUGGUGUUGAUUUCGUUAGAAUCGCCUUCCGCUCUGGUGCUGCUGUUGAUCGAGUGCGAUCCGUCCUCGGCCAGACUGGCGAGGACAAGGAGCCGUGGUCUACCAUUGUGACCGGGAUCGACGGGGCCAGCGCCAAGAAGGCUCUCGAUGCUUUCCACAAAGAGAAGGGCAUUCCACAGUCCAACCAGGCAUACGUCAGCGCUGUUUCCGUCAUGGCCAUUACAGUCUCUGGACCUCCAACCACACUCGAGCACUUUUUCCAACAGGGCCCGCUCUCUCAGAACAACCGCGUUCCAAUACCGAUUCAUGGACCAUAUCACGCCGAGCACCUCUACAACGAUGCCGAUAUCGAGCGUCUUCUCUCUGGCAAGAUUGCCCGUGAGCUGCGAAGCCACACCCCAGCCUCCCUCGUCCACUCCGCGGCGACUGGCAAGCCGAUCGUUGCGGAGAACUCCUACGAGCUCGCCAAGCUUGCUCUCGGUGAGAUGCUCCAGCGCCCAGUUCGAUGGGACUACCUGCUCGAAGAGACGGUCUCCCAGAUGGCUGCUAGCAAGCAGGGCGCCAAAAUCUACGCUAUGGGUGUCAGCAACACCGCCAACAGUCUGGUCUCUGCUCUCAAGGUCGGCGGUCAAACCAACGUGUCCGUCGUCGACCAGUCCGCGUUCGUGGAGCAGCAAGGCUACAACGGCCGUACUCAGAACGAUAAGAUUGCCAUCGUUGGUAUGGCUGGUCGCUACCCCAACUCUGCAAACCACGAGGCUCUCUGGGAUCUGCUCAUGAAGGGUCUCGAUGUGCACCGCAAGGUCCCAGCUGAUCGUUUUGACGCUGAUGCUCACUGCGAUCCAUCUGGCAAGGGCAAGAACAAGUCGCACACUCCAUUUGGCUGCUUCAUCGACGAGCCAGGUCUUUUCGAUCCACGAUUCUUCAACAUGUCGCCUCGUGAGGCUGCUCAGACCGAUCCUAUGGGUCGUCUGGCGCUAGUCACUGCUUACGAAGCACUUGAAAUGUCUGGAUACGUGCCAAACCGCACUCCUUCGACCAAGCUCCACCGUAUUGGUACUUUCUACGGUCAAACGUCUGACGAUUGGCGUGAGAUCAACGCUGCCGAGAAUGUCGACACUUACUUCAUCACUGGUGGCGUGCGUGCCUUUGCUCCAGGCCGCAUUAACUACUACUUCAAGUUCUCCGGUCCUUCGUACUCUGUCGAUACUGCUUGCUCGUCUUCGCUCGCCGCUAUUCAGCUUGCCUGCACUUCUCUGUGGGCCGGUGACUGCGACACUGCCUGCGCUGGUGGUCUCAACGUUUUGACCAACCCAGACAUUUUCUCUGGUCUCUCAAAGGGUCAGUUCUUGUCCAAGACUGGAUCUUGCAAGACCUACGACAACGCUGCUGACGGUUACUGCCGUGGUGAUGCUUGCGGUACUGUCAUCCUCAAGCGUUACCAGGAUGCUAUCGCCGACAAGGACAACAUUCUCGGCUGCAUUCUCGGCGCCGCUACCAACCACUCUGCUGAGGCUGUCUCCAUUACCCACCCACACGCUGGUGCACAGGAGUUCCUUUACAAGCAGGUCCUGGCCAACGCUGGUGUUGACGCUCACGAAAUCAGCUACGUCGAGAUGCACGGAACUGGUACUCAAGCUGGUGACGGCAUUGAGAUGACCUCUGUCACCAAUGUCUUCGCUCCACGCCACCGCCAGCGUCGCCCAGAGCAGACUGUCCACCUCGGUGCCAUUAAGGCGAAUGUCGGUCACGCUGAGGCUGCUUCCGGUAUCAACUCGCUGCACAAGGUGCUUCUCAUGAUGAAGCAUGACAAGAUCCCAGCCAACGUUGGUAUUAAGGGCGAGAUGAACAAGACUUUCCCGGCUGAUCUCAAGGACCGCAAUGUCCACAUCUCCCGCGAUGCGGUUUCCUGGCCACGAAAGGGUGCCGAGCCAAGGAAGGUUUUCCUCAACAACUUCUCUGCUGCCGGUGGUAACACUGCGCUGCUCAUCGAGGACGGACCUAUUCGCGAGGCUCCAGGUGCAGUCGACCCACGUAGCACUCUCCCAGUCACCGUCACUGCUCGCUCGAUUGCGUCUCUCAAGCGCAACUUGGUCAACCUCCAGCAAUACAUGAUCGAGAACCCAGGAACUACCGCUACCUCCUUCUCAUACACGACCACUGCCCGUCGUAUCCAGCACAAUUACCGCGUUGCCUUCCCAUUGGCCGACAUCAAUAAGGUCAUUGACUCUCUUCAGGCUCAGGUCAAGGAGUCGUACAACCCGGUGCCGAUGGCUGCAACCAAGACCGCUUUCUGCUUUACUGGCCAGGGCUCCCAAUACACUGGUCUCGGCCAGAAGCUUUACCAAGACCUCAAGAGCUUCCGUGACGACAUCAACCAGCUCGACCAGCUCGCACGCAUCCAGGGCCUGCCAUCCUUCCUCGAGCUCCUUGACGGCACUGACGUCCAGACUCUGUCGCCCGUCAAGGUGCAGCUUGGAAUGGCCUGCAUCCAAGUCGCUCUUGCUCGCAUGUGGUCUUCCUGGGGCAUCACCCCAACAGCAGUCAUUGGUCACAGCUUGGGUGAAUACGCCGCUCUUCACGUCGCAGGUGUCAUUUCUGCCGCCGACAUGGUUCUCCUUGUUGGUCGCCGUGCUGAGCUCCUGGUCCGCGACUGCACUCCACACACUCACGGUAUGCUUGCAGUCAAGGGCAGCGCUGAGGCUAUCCGCGCGACUCUGGGUGGCAAGAUGACCGAGAUUGCUUGCAUCAACGGCCCAGAAGAGACUGUCCUCUGCGGCAGCGGCGAUGUUGUCGCUUCAGCCAACGAGACCCUCACUCAGCGUGGCUUCAAGGCUACCAAGCUGAACGUGCCAUUUGCCUUCCACUCUGCUCAGGUCGACCCAAUUCUUGACCAGUUCAAGAGGAUCGCAUCUUCAGUCACCUUCAACAAGCCGACCGUCCCAGUUCUCUCUCCUCUUGCUGGUGAGAUCAUCCGCGAAGCUGGCAUCAUCGGUCCUGACUACUUGGCUCGCCACGCUCGUGAGACUGUCAAUUUCUGGACCGCUCUUACCAGUGGCCAGAAGGCCAAGGUCUUUGAUGAGAAGACCGCUUGGCUUGAGGUCGGCGCUCACCCAGUCUGCUCCGGCAUGGUCAAGGCCUCUAUCGGCGCCACCGUCACCGCUCCAUCUCUCCGCCGUGGCGAGGAUGCCUGGAAGACCAUUGCUACUAGCAUUUGCCAACUCUUCAUCGCCGGUGUCUACAUCAACUUUGAUGAAUUCCACCGCGAGUUCAACGAUGCUCAGGAGCUUCUCCAGCUUCCGACCUACUCCUUCGACAACAAGAAGUACUGGCUCGACUACCACAACAACUGGACCCUCCGCAAGGGUGAGCCCGCAGAAGUCAGGGAGGUCGUUGUUGAGAAGGCUGUUGCUCAACCAGUCCCAGCUGUUGAGAUCCCAGCCAAGCGCCUCUCAACCUCUUGCCAGAAGGUCAUCAGCGAGGAGUUCACUGAUAACCAGGCCAAGGUCGUCAUCCGCUCCAGCUUGGCCGAUUCAAAGCUUUAUCCAGUCGUUUGCGGCCAUAUGGUCAACAAUGCUGCUCUCUGCCCAUCUUCGCUCUACGCUGACAUGGCAUUGACUGUUGGUGACUACAUCUGGAAGGAGAUGCGCCCAGGCACCGAGGCUCCUGGCAUUAACGUCUGCAACAUGGAGGUUCCAAAGCCCUUGAUUGCUCAGAUUCCUCAACCAGCUCAGGGACAGCACAUCGAGCUCGAGGCCAACGCCGACUUGGAGCAGGGCAUUGUCAAGCUCCAGUUCCGCAGCGUACAGCCGGAUGGCAAGAAGAUCCUUGACCACGCUCACUGCAUUGUUCGCUUCGAGGAGAAGGCUGCUUGGAGAGACGAAUGGGCCCGCUACAACUUCAUGGUCAAGGCACAGAUUGAUCUGCUCACUGCUAAGACUAUGAACGGUGGUGCUCACAAGGUGCAGCGUGGCAUGGCUUACAAGCUCUUCAAGGCUCUGGUCAAUUACGAAGGCAAGUACCGCGCCAUGUCUGAGGUUGUCCUCGAUGGCCAGAACACCGAAGCCUCUGCCACUCUCGACUUCCCAACCAAGCCAGAGGAUGGCGACUUCUACUGCCCACCAUACCACAUUGACGGAUCUUGCCACAUUUCUGGCUUUAUCGUCAACGCUUCUGAUCUCCUCGACUCUGAGCAGAACGUCUACGUCUCUCAUGGUUGGGGUGCCAUGAAGUUCUCCAAACCACUCACUGCUGGCAUGAAGCUCCGCAACUACGUUCGCAUGUUGCCACAGCCAAACAACAUCAGCAAGGGUGAUGUCUACAUUCUUGAGGGUGACGAGAUCGUCGCUGUCUGCGAGGGCAUCAAGUUCCAGCAGAUUCCUCGCCGUGUCCUCAACACCUUCCUCCCACCAAACAAGGGCUCCGCUGCUCAGCCAGCCACUACUCCCGCUGCUCCAGUCAAGAGUACUCCAGUCCGCGCUGCAGUUCCAGCGGCGAUCAAGGUAGCACCAUCACCAGCAGCCGUUCGUGCUCCUGCACCUGCACCAAUCAAAGUUGCUGCUCCAGCUCCAGUCGCCGCUCCCAAGGCUCCUAAGCCAAAGAAAGCUCCUGCUCCGAAGAAGGCACCUGGCGGACUCGUUGACAAGGUCAUGAAGAUCUUGGCUAAAGAGACAGAGGUCGACAUGUCUGAGCUGGUCGAUGAUGCCCAAUUCGAAAACCUUGGCGUCGACUCUCUCCUUUCGCUCACCAUCUCUGCCAUCUUCCGUGAGGAGCUCGACAUGGAAAUCAGCUCGUCUCUCUUCACCGAUAACGCCACAGUGGGCGACAUGAAGAAGUACUUCGCCCAGUUCGACAACGGUUCAGUCAGCAGCGCUUCUGAACCAGACGAGGACUCCGAGGACGAAUCGAUUCCAGCAACUGACAUGCCAACUCCACUCGACAUGCUCUCCACACCCGCAUCUUCUGCCCCGUCCGUAGCCGCUUCUGACGCAGGCAAGCCAGAGCUCGACUCACCAGCCCGCGAGUCUCUCGCAGAGGUCGGUGACGUGUCCCUGGCUCGCCACGUCGUUGCUCAAGAGAUGGGUGUCGACCUCUCCGAGAUCAACGACGAUGCAGAGUUGGCAGAACUUGGCAUGGAUUCGCUCAUGAGCUUAACGAUUCUUGGUGAGCUUAGAGAAAAGACGGGCGUCGAUCUCCCAUCCACAUUCCUCUCAUCGAACCCAACUAUCAAGGACAUUGAGAACGCUCUCGGUAUGCGCCCCAAGGCCAAGGCCGCGGCUCCAGCACCAAGGCCCGCCGCAACACCUAAGACGACCGUUGUUGACAUGAACAAGGUCUCCGCGCGGCUAGCCGAAAUUAACAAGACCGACAUUUCCCGCUACCCACCAGCUACCUCCGUCCUGCUCCAGGGCAACGCCAAGGUCGCUACCAAGAAGCUCUUCUUCCUGCCUGAUGGCUCUGGCUCUGCUACCUCGUAUGUCUCGAUCCCAAACCUCGGACCUGAUGUUGCGGCUUAUGGCCUCAACUGCCCAUUCAUGAAGGAUCCCGAGCAAUGGCAAUGCGGUAUCGAGGUGUCGUCUCUCAUCUACCUUGCCGAAAUCAAGCGCCGUCAGCCUAAGGGCCCAUACAUCAUUGGUGGCUGGUCUGCCGGUGGUGUGAUUGCCUAUGCCGUCGCUCAAGCGCUUCUGGCUGCUGGUGAGAAGGUUGAGAAGCUUCUGCUCCUCGACUCUCCUUGCCCAGUCAACCUCGAUCCGCUCCCAGCACGCCUGCACAUCUUCUUCAACGAGAUCGGUCUCCUCGGUACCGGCGACCCAAGCAAAACACCAAAGUGGCUCCUUCCUCACUUUUCUGCCGCCAUCCGUUCGCUCUCUGACUACGACCCAAAGCCAUCCAUCGCUGAGCUUCCGACCUUCGCAGUUUGGUGCACAGACGGUGUCGCAGGCAACGCAGGUGACCCACGCCCACCGCCAGCUGAGGACGAGGAUCCAGCUCCAAUGAAGUGGCUCCUCAACCAUCGAACCGACUUCGCUGACAACGGCUGGGCACAACUUUGCCAGGGCUCGUUCAAGAACGGCAUCAUGGGCGGACACCACUUCUCCAUGAUGAAGGAUCCUCACGCUGCAGAUCUCGGGAAGCUCAUUCGAUCUGGUCUUGACUGGGAUGGAAAGCAGGAGUCAGCAUCAACGGUGCAAGUGAGUGGUACCAUCCGACCAGGUUACACUCCACCAGCAUAAAACGUUCCACUACGACCUUUUCCCUUCCGCUUCAAUUCUUUGCGGAUCUCAGGUUGUCGUGGACGUCUUGGGCUGAGACUAUCUACGGUAAUCUGCACGAUCUGCGAAGAGAUUCAGAGAGACGAAACACCCUGGGCAUUUUGGACGAUGGAACGCUUGGCCGCUGACGAUCUUCAACGAUGAACUGGGACUGAAUCGAAUCUCUUGGAAAACUUACAAUCUACGAAAACUUUUGUCACCACAACACAUCCGUUUUUUGAUUUGAUGCAUAGCGAAAUGAUAGAGGGGGGAGAGACAAUGGGUUUGAAAUUUUUAGCACUCGCUUCAGCGGAAAUUCUUCUUUGGAGAUACCUGGUGGCUGGAAGGAUUAUUACAGCACAACGUGUGAAUGGAGAAAGAAAACAGUUUUCAUUUUUUUUUUAAUUUGAACAACAACUACUAGAAUUAUCAUAUGGCUGCGAGAUGGGGCGAAAUGCAUCGAAAGAGGUGGCUUCUUGACGGGUAGAGUAGCUUCCAUCGGCAAUAGCAGUUGGUCAUUACUCUUUGUG